CAAGCGUCCUCCGGUUAACGAGUCUCCGAAACGUCAUGUAAAAUUGUUCUAGAAAGGAUUUGUAUCCUUUCUUUUAAAUCAAUUGUCAACUGACUAACUAGCAUUAUAUUUAGAAAUAUUAUUGGAAACAAAAUUAUUUUUAAUUGGACGAAACAUGGCUGGAUCUGCUCUUCGUCGACUUAUGGCUGAAUACAAACAACUGACUUUGAAUCCGCCUGAAGGAAUAAUAGCUGGACCCAUCAAUGAAGAAAAUUUUUUCGAAUGGGAAGCUUUAAUUACUGGCCCAGAGGGUACAUGUUUUGAAGGUGGUGUGUUUCCUGCAAAAUUAAUAUUUCCAUCAGAUUACCCUUUGAGUCCUCCAAAAAUGCAAUUCAGUUGUGAAAUGUUCCAUCCGAAUAUUUAUCCGGAUGGUCGUGUUUGUAUUUCGAUUCUGCAUGCGCCUGGAGAUGACCCCAUGGGUUAUGAAUCGUCUGCUGAAAGAUGGAGUCCUGUGCAAAGUGUGGAAAAAAUCCUUUUAUCUGUUGUAUCUAUGUUAGCAGAGCCAAAUGAUGAAAGUGGAGCUAAUGUUGAUGCUGCCAAAAUGUGGAGGGAAGACAGAGAACAAUUUAACAGAAUUGCAGAUCGUUUGGUUCGUAAAUCUCUUGGGUUGACGUGUUAAUUUAAUAUUGUCAUCAGUAGAUAUUUUCUUGCAGUUAUUUGGUGUAACAAUUUCAUUCCGUGAUAAUCUGCAUUUCCAACAAAUGCUAAUAUGCGUGAUUGGCUCAAUUAAAUGUGCGAUUUCCAACGAAGUUUUCUCCUUGCCUAGAUCUCCGUUUAUAUACUGAAAUGGAAACUAUUAGAUCAGGAAUUCUAUUUUUACCGGCUGCACAAUAAGAUAAAUUUGACAAUAAUUAAAUUUAUCCUACUGUAAUUUUCUGAAGGUGUAUAAAUUAUCGAAAGGUGUUAUGCUAAUGUGUUUUUAGUAUAGAGGUCUUUAUGUGUCAAAAUAUCUGUGUUAGGACAUAAAUUAAAAUUUAUUUCAAAACAGA
This is a messenger RNA of Argiope bruennichi, 1028 nucleotides long. It is a transcript of the gene Ubc7, whose product is annotated as ubiquitin-conjugating enzyme E2 G2. Bases 155 to 658 code for a protein of 167 amino acids. The record is from RefSeq and is a predicted model, not a curated record. Gene Ontology annotation, cellular component: endoplasmic reticulum; cytosol. Lineage: Eukaryota; Metazoa; Arthropoda; Arachnida; Araneae; Araneidae. The transcript has a single exon.